Molecule: messenger RNA, 2271 nt
Organism: Cyclopterus lumpus (lumpfish)
Lineage: Eukaryota; Metazoa; Chordata; Actinopteri; Perciformes; Cyclopteridae
Gene: shq1
Product: SHQ1, H/ACA ribonucleoprotein assembly factor
Exons: 12
Coding region: 108-1928 (606 amino acids)
Biological process (GO): box H/ACA snoRNP assembly
Cellular component (GO): cytoplasm; nucleoplasm
Source: RefSeq, a predicted model, not a curated record
ACUUUGCACUACGGUAAAAGAUGGGCGCUGCAUGCACGAGCUGCCAGUGAAGCCUGUUUGGAUAACUCAGUGGUUUGCCGGAUCCCGUGUCGCAGUCGGUGUUCAGGAUGAUAACUCCGGCGUUUGACCUGAGCCAAGAUCCAGAGUUCCUGAUCCUCAGCAUCCGCGUGCCCUACACCAGAACCUCUGAGUUCGACCUUCACGUCGAUGGAGCCGAUUUCAAGUUCUUUGCCAAGCCCUACUUUCUCAGAUUGUCUCUUCCUGGAAGAAUAGUGGAGGAUGGGAGAGAAACGGCCAAGUUUGACAUUGAUGAAGGUCUCGUCACUCUUCGGGUCCCGAAGGAAACAGCUGGAGAGCACUUUGAGGGUCUCCAGAUGCUCACGAGUCUCCUCGCCCCAAAAGGCUCCCGUUCAGCGAGACCACUGAUUGAGGACUUGAGCACGGGAAGCGGUGAAGGCGCGAUGGGCGGUGACGACGAAGAAGAAGAUGAUGAGGAGGACUUUGACUGGCAGGUUGAGCAGGAGGUGUACAAGGAGAGCUCCGAGGAGGAGCUGGGAGCCCUGCAGAAAUAUGGCUUUGGCAAUCAGAGGUGUGGAGUGUUUGCAAGAUUACAGGAAGAGCUGAGCGACGUGACGGAUGUCAAGAACCCAGAGGGAACAACGGCAGCAGAGAGGAGGCAGGGACGUCUCGACGCAGAAGCGGCUGCUUUUUCUCCUGACCAUUACCUAGCUGACUUGUUUGAGGACGAUGAGAUCAAGGGGCUGCUGAAGUUUAGCCCAUGGUGGGAAAAGCUGAGUCCUUUGACAGAGCAGGAGGGGGAAGCUGAAGUAUCGUUCACCGACGACGAGAAGGAGCAGCUGAGAAAAUUUGCCAACCGCUCGUACCUGCUGGACAAGACGUCCCGGCAGCAAACGUGGCUCAGCCUGGUGGACGUCCUGCUGGCUUACUGCUACGAAGCCCGCUCUACGGAGGGAGAGCACAACGUUGAGUCCCCGUGGACUAUCAGUAAACUCAGCGGGACUCUCUGCUGGCUGGAGACGUACAGCUCCUUGCAAGACGUCCUGGCGUCAUUCGGACGGAGGGUUUUGUGCUACCCACUCUACAGACACUUUGCAAUGGCAUCCGCGGCUGUUCGGGACACAACGAAGAUUUUGCAGUCAGGGAAAGCCUGUGUCCUCAGAUGCCUGCUGGACAUUCACCGAGUGUUUCGAGAGAACGAGCCGGCCUACAUACUGAACGAUCUGUACAUCACAGACUACUGCGUCUGGAUCCAGAGGGUCAAGUCCAAGAAGAUGUCAGCCUUGGCCGUGACGUUACAAAAAGCCUCCCUGCGGAAAAAAGACUUGGAGCUGGAUCUCGAGGAGCUAGAGGAGGCAGCGACAAUGGUGGCUGGGGAGGAGGAGGAGGAGGAGGAGGAGGGAGAAGCUCCGACAUCCCACAGUGACGACAGCGAAGCUUCCAGCGGCAGCAGCGGUGACUCGUCCGACGAGAGCGAGAAAUCUGAGGCUGAAGGGCAAAGCUGCACCGCAUCCAACGAGGGAGGGGGAGGGGGGACAGGGACGUGUAAGGACAACCCUCUACAGCCCCGAACCAUCUCGGCUGCCUCUCCCAUCCCCCGGGAGCCCGCGAGCGCACUCCUCUCAGCGGAGAGCGCGGCGGACGCCCUCCCCUCCGCCUCGCGGGACUCCUGCCUACUGAUCCAGGAGCUGGGGGAACGGGUGGCGGAGGAGCUGACUAUCUCCCCGAACUCCGGCUGCGGCCAAGCGGAGAGCGCGCAUUCCCGGGCGGACGGUGCCGCGGCAACAUUUGGGGGGAGCGGCGGCGGGACUUUGCUGGAGCCGAGCCCUCGCAGGAACCCCCUGCUCAUCGUCCCGGACGCGAUGAGUCUGCCGAGAGACGGAUGUUGUGGAACCCUCCAUGAAUUUUGAACUUUUGACUCUUUUUGACUAUUUGGUUUAGAAUGACUUCUGAACGAUCUGUAGCGCUUCAAUCCUCCUCUCGCUUACUUUAUGAAUAUGCUAAGCCUCAUUAUAGUCCUUACUUCAUACUGACAUGGUUGUUUAAUGAGCGAGUGUGUGCUUUUGUCAUUUAAUAAGCCGACGAGAGGAUAGAAGAGAGGCAGCCUUCCUCUUCUGCCUCAUGUUAUCUUUCUCGCUACUGCCAGCCACACGCUCCGCAAAUGUAUUUUUUUCACUCUGAACAUUCUUGAGUUUGAUUUUCUAUUAAUUAUUUCGUCUCCCUUUUUGAACAUUUUUAUUAUUAAAAGUAAUU